CACAAGCUAUCUUCUUCUUCUACUUCUUCUUCUCCAUAUCGAAAUAUAAAUCUGUGGUCAGAAAAUUUCAUCAUCAUCAUUAUGGGUUUAAUUCCUCAACCACAAGAAUCAGUUCAAGAAUCUCAUUACCACACCCACAAAAUCUUUAUCUUGUCGAACUACCUCCUCCUUGGUGCAUCCGCAAGUUGCAUCUUACUCACACUCUCUCUCCGUCUAAUCCCUUCGCUCUGGGGUUUCUUCCUCAUCCUCCUCCACGCCACCACAAUCGCAGCCGCCGUCUCCGGCUGUGCAGCCGCAUCCUACGGUAAGAACCGGUGGUACGCAGCACACAUGAUCGCUACUGUCCUCACCGCCAUUUUCCAAGGAUCAGUCUCUGUUCUCAUCUUCACCAACACAUCCAACUUCCUCGAGAGUCUUAACUCCUAUGUCCGUGAAAAAGAAGCGUCUUUGAUCUUGAAACUAGCUGGUGGGCUCUGUGUUUUGAUCUUCUGCCUUGAGUGGAUCGUUCUUGUGCUUGCCUUCUUCUUGAAGUACUAUGCUUAUGUCGAUGGUGGUGGUAACAGAAAUGGAGUUGCUAUGAAGCGAACUGGUGGUAAGAUACAGAGUGAAGAGACUCUCAAGGAUUCGCCAUGGCCGUUCCAAGUUUGAGAAAUAUUGUAAUGAUUUCGUUUAGAUCGAGGGAGAGUUUUGUAUCAAAUGUUAGUUUGAUCUGUUUUUAAUGGUUAUAAUGUCUUUGUUAACAAGAGUAUUAUCAUGCAGCUCAGAUUCUGUACACAUUCUCUAGAAAUCGCAACUUUGAGCAAGCACGACAGAACAAUAAAA
Messenger RNA from Eutrema salsugineum, 822 nucleotides. RefSeq lists its product as uncharacterized. NCBI's taxonomy places the organism in Eukaryota, Viridiplantae, Streptophyta, Magnoliopsida, Brassicales, Brassicaceae. The record is from RefSeq and is a predicted model, not a curated record. The transcript has a single exon. The coding region runs from base 82 to 648 and encodes 188 amino acids.